CCGCCCAGCAGAUGAUGUUAUAUAAGCCCGCCGAGAAGGCUUGUGUUUUAUUGUCUACCUUGUGUCCUCGUCCUUCUUUCUCUGUUUUUCUUUAUUUAUCUUUCUCUCUUGACGGACAGCCUUGUUACGAGAGAUUUUGAAGACGAGUCGGGGCAUCGUUGAGAUAGCUUGACGUCUCUUCCCCCCUCUGUCUGUACCCAGUUACACGAGCACCAAGGCGCAGUCAUGCUCGGGGUUUUCUCGCCACAGGCGACCAUGCUAGUCCACGGUGUCGAGGACAGGCACGGUGGCGGGCCAGCAGCAGCAGCAGCAGCAGCAGCAGCAGCAGCAGCAUACAGUCUGGUUCUCGCGCCAGACACGUCGACCAGAAUGCCUAUACCAAGACCAACAGCAACAGCAGCAACACUAGCGGCGACCGGAGAGAAACGUACUGCUCCCGGGUUCCUCGAGCUGCCACUCGAAAUCCGCCUGCAGAUCUACGGCUGGGUGCACCUGCAGCACCCCCUGCGUCCGGCCGAGCUCAUGGGCUACCCGUCGCCCAACUACAGCGCAUACUUCGUCGAGACCAUCGUGCCGGGCGUGCUAGCGACGCGCGUCGAAGACGAGCCGACCAAGAUGCACCACUUCGAGCCCAGCGAAGAAGGCAGCCCCAUCCGCUCGCCGCCAGCAGCCGAACCAGAGACAACAGAAAAAGUUGCCACAACACCAUCUCCUCUCCAUCCGCCCCGGCAGCAACACCGCCUCCUAUCCCCCCACCGGCCGCUCUGCUACAUGCCCACGGCCGUGCUGCAGACGUGUCGGCAAGUAUAUGCUGAAGCGCGCGCGAUGCCCUUCCACGACAACGAGUUCAUCUUCUCGACUUGGUUCUCGUCCGGGCUCGCAGCCGCAUCAGCAUUCGUGCACAAGACGCUGCGCGGCGGCUGGCAGCGGCGGGCGCUGCGCUUCGCGCGCCUCGAGCUGCACGUCAAGGACCUGUGCACCCAGCCACGCCUGCGCGACUGGGAAGCGCUGUGCGAGACUCUGAGCCCGGGCCUCCGCGGCCUGCGCCUCAAGAUCGAUCUCGACGACCGCACGCUGCUGUCGGCCGUGUCCGUCGGCAGGCCGCCGGCGCGCGUGUGGGCCCGGCCUAGCAUGCACGACGAUAGUAUUUCUGAUGAUGGCGACGGCAGUGCUGGGGGCAGGGGCACGGUCUUCAGCCCGGCCUGGUCCCGCGAGCCGUUCCGCUGGGUCGACGCCGGGCUGACCGCCCUCGCCGCCCUGCGCUUCCUCGAGGUCGAGCUCGCCGGCAUGCCGGGUCUGUCUAACGACGACAAGACCGCCUGGUGCGAAAGCCUGGCCGACCGUCUGAAUCGUGGCAGAGACCCGCGCGCGAGGGUCGGUGUUGUCUGUGUUGAGAGGGCGAGGCGGUUGCCCGGCUCAGGCGGGAAGGGCUGUGGUGUGUUUCGCUGACGUUGUGUGUUCUUCUCCUGCUUUCCACGGGCCGGGGUGGAGAGGGUGAAGCGAAGGCGUGUUUUUGGUUGUUGCGUUUACAUGUUCUUGAAUAUUUUUAUUUAUUUCUACCUCCCCUCUUCUCCCCCCCCCCUUCCGGGGUACGGAGGCAAGGGAGAAAGUGUUUUGGACAACCAACAUUGCGGGCACAUAGGUAGCCACCGCUGUUGUCUCGCGUGCUUCAAAACUCUCACAUACAUAAUCCAACCUGAUUCUUACUUCCCCCUUGAAUAGCUCACCAUUGCAGGCUGAUUUGUAGGUAGUCUGGGGCCAGCUGGCCUCAAAUCAGG
Messenger RNA from Lasiosphaeria miniovina, 1778 nucleotides. RefSeq lists its product as uncharacterized. The record is from RefSeq and is a predicted model, not a curated record. Lineage: Eukaryota; Fungi; Ascomycota; Sordariomycetes; Sordariales; Lasiosphaeriaceae. The transcript has 2 exons. Bases 226 to 1449 code for a protein of 407 amino acids.